Molecule: messenger RNA, 744 nt
Organism: Rubroshorea leprosula
Lineage: Eukaryota; Viridiplantae; Streptophyta; Magnoliopsida; Malvales; Dipterocarpaceae
Source: the annotation of a GenBank genome assembly
GCAGAGAGCAAGCAAAUUUAAAUAGAGCAAGCAAAGUUAAAUAGAGCAAAAGGCCUCACGGUAACCCACAUAGGUCUAACUAUGGAUCGAGUUGCCAUAUGUACUUAUGUGAGUUAUCAUUGGCUUACUCUAGAGAUAAGGGCACAAGUUGAAGCAAUAACUAUCAAUUGGGAAGCAGAACUUGAUUUGUUACCUAGUGCAACAAUGAAACAUCAAGAAGAAGAGGAGAACACCUUAUCUUUGGAGAUUGGAGGACAACUUGGAGAAGUAAAAAGCAUACCUGCAAAAACUAAACAAGAGGAUGUCCCUAAGGAGGAAGAGGAAAAAGCUCAAGUGGCAUUUGAAGUGUCCAAUAAGGAGUCUCCAUUAACUAAAUCUGAUUUUAAUGAUUAUUUUGUUAUUGAUAUAGUUGAUGAGAUUUUGCAGAAAAACACUUAUGAAGAUCCAUUUGAGAUUGACCUUAUUCAAGCAAAGGACUCAAUCAAAGAAUACAUAAAUUGCUUGAACACAUCAUCUUCCUUGAAAUCAAAGGGGGCACUCCGAGAAGAAUUGGGAAGGCACAUCUGCUAGCCUAAACCCAAACCACCUUAAAAUAGUCAUUGGAGAAAAUCUUAUGGUGGAUUCAGCUUAAGGGCAAAAAAGCCAAGAUUCAAGAAAACAAGAGGACAUGCCCUACGACCUAAUCUAAAACCACCUUGGAGUGGUAGAAAGUCUAGUUAAUGACUAUAAAUUAAGCGCUUCUUA